This is a messenger RNA of Quercus robur (English oak), 868 nucleotides long. RefSeq lists its product as uncharacterized. Gene Ontology annotation, molecular function: endonuclease activity; zinc ion binding; nucleic acid binding. The coding region runs from base 139 to 708 and encodes 189 amino acids. NCBI's taxonomy places the organism in Eukaryota, Viridiplantae, Streptophyta, Magnoliopsida, Fagales, Fagaceae. The record is from RefSeq and is a predicted model, not a curated record. The transcript has 3 exons.
AAGUAGACGAAUUUACUGGUUGGGACAUUAUGACAAGCAGAUGAUAGACCUUUCUCGAUCCUUCUCUUUCUCGCUCCCGUAUCUUUCUCUCCAAGCAAAGUACUAAGCAAAACCAGAGAGCGGGGGUGAGAGCCCAAAAUGAGUACUUCGUCUUCGUCUUCGUCUUCAUCUUCAUCUUCAUCUUCAUCACCUCAUCGUUCUCGUGGUCAUAGUAAAAAUAGUAGUGGUGAGGAGAGGCCUCGGUUCUUUGACUCAAAGGCGAAGAACAAGUGCUGGGCAAAUGCAGGGAUAGUCCCAGGAAGACACCCAGAAAGGUGGCGCAAGGACGCCGCCGGUAACAUCGUCUGCAAGCGCUUCUGCAACUGCCAAGGCUGCCUCUGCUUUGAGUACGACCACAUUGUCCCCUUCUCCAAAGGCGGUGAAUCUACAUAUGAUAAUUGUCAGAUACUUCAAACAAGGGUGAACAGAUAUAAAUCAGACAAAGACAAUGUAGAUCCAACUCAAUUGAAAGGUUACUCCUGUGAUGUCAAGUUUACUGAUAAGGAGCUUGAUAUAAUUGAAAUGGCUGUUUAUGGGGAUGUGAUCCGCCCUGGAAACCAAUGCCGUUGUAGAACUAUUGCCGAAAUGCUUGGCCAAAACAAGUCAAAGGACGACUUGGCUGCCUGCAAAUUGCCCUACAAUGAUGAAUCAUUACAGCAACCGACAUAAAAUCUGGUGACAGUACUCUGAUAAAGACGUCAAAGGGGUUAUCUAAACAUUUGUACCAUCUUGGCCAUUUUCUAAACAUUUUCAAAUAGAUCCCUGCUCAAUGGGGUAUCUUCUAUACUUUGAUUCACUGCAAUAUCUUAAUAUUGUUAUUAUUCUUGAA